AUGACAGCACAAACACAAGCCCCCGUCCUCUCAACCCCGGAAUCCAAUCUCUUCGAAACGCCCGCGCCUUCUACAAUCCCCGCAAAGGAAAACCGGUUAUCGGAUGCGGAACUCAGAGAUGUAUAUGAGACGUCGCGCACAGCACGGGAGAUAAGAGACGGCGGGUGGACGAAAGUCGCGUUGCAGUUCCCGGAUGGUAUGCUGGUUGAUGCGCCGAGGGUGUUUGCUGUGCUAGAAGAAUUACUUUCCGAGCAGAUACCGAAGGUAAACUCGGUGGGGGUAGGAGAAGGGGAAGGGGUAGUAGGGCUAGGGGUAAACGAAAAGGAAAAGGAAAAGGAAAAGGAGAAGGGGGCAAGGGAGAAUAGAGUCAGGCUUUAUAUACUCGCUGAUACGAGUUAUGGCUCCUGUUGCGUGGAUGAGGUGGCUGCUGAGCAUGUUGAUGCCGAGGCCGUGGUGCAUUAUGGACGGGCGUGUCUGAGUCCUACGAGUCGGCUGCCGGUGGUGUAUGUGUUCACGAGGAGGGCUUUGGAUAUAGCGUUUGUGGUUGAGGGGUUUGAGGAAAGCUUUUCCGGGAAAGGGGAAGGGGAAGGGGGAGGGAAAGAGGAGAAGGUUGUGGUGAUGGCGGAUUUGACGUUCCAGGAACAUGUCCCUGUUUUGGUGGAACGGUUGAGGGAGAGGGGGUGGAAGGGGGUGAGGGGCACGGACGUGGUGCAUGAUCCUACAGCUUCGAUACCCAACCGGCGGAUAGCAUGGCGGAGAGAUGGAAAUGGAGAGGAAGAGGAAGAGGAGGGGGACUUGAAAGAAUGGAGUAUCUGGCAUAUUGGCUCCCCGCCCGCCGCGCUCCUCUUGACAUUAAGUUCUCGGAUAAAGGAACUCUUAAUCUAUCCCGGCACAACACCACAAAGCACAAGUACAAAUGGAAAUGCAAAUAGAAAUUCAAGUACAAGGCAAGAAAUCAUCCGCUCCAACACAUCCCUCCAACUCCGCCGCCGCUACGCCCUCCUGACGCGCCUCACCACAACCCCCAUAAUUGGAAUCCUCAUCAACACACUCUCCGUCGCCAACUAUCUAUCCAGCAUCGACGCCCUAAAAGCCCUGAUCGCGCGAAAGGGGAAGAAGAGCUAUACGUUUGUGGUCGGCAAGGUCAAUGCAGCGAAGAUGGCGAAUUUUGCAGAGGUGGGGGGUUGGGUUGUGGUGGGGUGUUGGGAGAGUAGUUUGGUGGAGAGCAAGGAGUUUUACGCGCCGGUGUUGACGCCGUUUGAGCUGGGGCUGGCGCUGGAGAGCGAUGGUGAGAGGGUUUGGAGUGGGGAGUGGAGGGGGGAUUUCGGGGGUCUGGAUACGGGUACGGGGACGGGGACAGGGAUAGGGGAGAAGACAAAUGGGCAUGAAGGGAUAGAGGAAGCUGGGUUGGAUGGAGAGGGGAAGGAUGGGGAGCUGGGAGAUGUGGGAGAUGUGGAAGAUGAGGAUGGGGAUUCGGAAGAGGAAUCCGCACCCCCUGAAUUCGACCUCAGGACCGGCCGAUACGUCUCCAACUCCCGUCCCAUGCGAACCACCAAUCCCACCAAAAACACCACAUCUUCCUCAACCCCCCCUCCAUCAGCAUCCACAUCCACAUCAGCAGCUUCACAAAUCUUAACAAGAAGACCGAAACAAGAACUAGCCUCUAUCAAUGGAGCAGUGAGUCCUGGGGCCGAGUUUCUGAGAAGCCAGCGGACGUGGACGGGGCUGGGGAGUGAUUUUGAGGAGAUUAGAGAGGGAGGAAGUGGGGGUGGGGGUGGGACUAUUGAGGAGGGUAGGAGUGGUGUAGCGAGGGGCUAUACUGUUGGCAAGAAUGGGGAGAGGACGUGA
Messenger RNA from Lachnellula hyalina, 1848 nucleotides. RefSeq names its product 2-(3-amino-3-carboxypropyl)histidine synthase subunit (gene dph2). The record is from RefSeq and is a predicted model, not a curated record. The coding region runs from base 1 to 1848 and encodes 615 amino acids. Gene Ontology annotation, molecular function: 2-(3-amino-3-carboxypropyl)histidine synthase activity. Gene Ontology annotation, biological process: protein histidyl modification to diphthamide. Lineage: Eukaryota; Fungi; Ascomycota; Leotiomycetes; Helotiales; Lachnaceae. The transcript has a single exon.